Molecule: messenger RNA, 3012 nt
Organism: Dothidotthia symphoricarpi CBS 119687
Lineage: Eukaryota; Fungi; Ascomycota; Dothideomycetes; Pleosporales; Dothidotthiaceae
Product: DUF1740-domain-containing protein
Exons: 1
Coding region: 1-3012 (1003 amino acids)
Biological process (GO): regulatory ncRNA-mediated post-transcriptional gene silencing; negative regulation of RNA catabolic process
Cellular component (GO): catalytic step 2 spliceosome
Molecular function (GO): protein binding
Source: RefSeq, a predicted model, not a curated record
AUGGCUUCGAACGUUCCUAAGUUUGCAAGUUUCCGACCAAAGCCCAAGCCGGCCUCAGAACCGCCCAAAGAAGUCCAGAAAGUAAAGGAUGUGGAGAGGCUGCCAAAAGACACAACGCGACGCGAAAGGAGAAAGUCACCACAACACGAAAACCAACGCCACGCACGAGACUCGCAACCGUCAAAACUCUACUUCAGCGACCGCAGAAGCGACACUGACAUCCUGAAAUAUGGAACGAUAAAUCGCUAUGAUGUUCCCGCAUAUCGUCGCUGUGGUCACGGCCAUGUCCUAGGGCUGUCUACCGACCAGAAGAUCGAUCGAGAGACGUCGACAGACAAGAAAAUCUACAUCACUCCAGCAACUCGACAACGACAGGAAAGACUAUUGACAGCCAAGCACGUGCCCAAAGAGAGUAGCCGCGCGCUACGAUUCAUCAAGCCUGCCGAGCACCAGCCUGUUCAAGACCGCGACUUCAUCUCGCUUUCUAGCACUAACAAGCGAAAACGAGACGAUGAUGAAGCUGAAGAUGACGAAGCACCAGAUGUGGAUUAUCGCGGUAUUGAGCGUCAUGACAAGUCGUCUGAGCUGAUUGAUCCAGACACAUUGUAUGAGUCAGAUUCACAGACUACCGGUGUGGGCGCAGAGGUCACUCGCCAGAACUCCAGGCUCGUGAGAAGAACUCGCGAACACCCGGAGGACCUUGAGGGGUGGCUAGACUUCAUCCAUCAUCAGGAGCCAAUGAUGAUGCUAGACCGGGCUUCUGCUGAAUUGAGCGAGACGGACAAGCGACAUCUCGCCGAGGUACGUGUUCCAAUCUACGAGGAAGCUUUGAAGAAGAUUGGGAACAAUCAAGACAGCCAAGUCAGGCUCUAUGAAGGACUCUUGAACGAAGCGCGUCGGUCUUGGGAUGAUGCCAGACUUGCUAUCAAGUGGAAAGACGUACUUGCGAAAUAUCCAUAUAGCACGCCAUUGUGGUUUGACUAUCUCAACUUCAUGCAGUCAAGUUUUGCUCGAUUCAAAUACGAAGACUCCCGGAUCGCUUUUCUCAAGUGUCUCGAAACUCUGCGAUUGAGCCCCAAGGGAGUCUCGCCGGAAAUAUCUUUGCAUGUGUUGGUUCGCCUGACUUCGAUGAUUCACGGAGCAGGCUACCAGGAGCUCGCCCUGGCUAUAUGGCAAGCUCUACUGGAGUUUCAUCUUUUACGGCCACCGCAGAAUACCGGCACGAAGGUACAAGACGCUCUCCAAAGCUUCGAAGACUUUUGGGAAAGCGAAGUUCCGCGGAUCGGCGAGCCGCAAGCAAAAGGCUGGCGUCGUUUCAAUUCAGAAGAUGAUCCGCCCCCAGGGCCUGCGCCUCUACAAAAAAAGAUCGCAUCAGAUGCCGUCUUUGAAGAUUUCCAAAAGCGCGAGUCGGAAGCCAUGCUCAACCUCCGAUAUCCAGGCCGUACUGCAGACGACGUGGCUGAAGAUGAUCCUUUCCAUACAAUCUUCUUCUCGGAUGUCCAGGAAUAUCUAUCAAUCGUCCCCUCCACGACAGACGCAUCACUUAUUCUGGAAGCCUUUUUGUGUUUCUGCGGCCUUCCUUCAUUGCCACGAGUUGGAUCGCACCAGUGGAAGUGGUGGUCCGACCCAUAUCUACAGCACACCUUGCCGUCUUCGCCAACCGACAUAGAUGACUCGAGCCCAUUCGUGCAAACACUCCGACACUUCUCGGAUUGCCCGUCAAAGAGCUUGCAGAUGACGAGCUCGCUUCUUUUCGAGCAAGAUUUCUCACUCGAGGGUAUCAACCUCAGCACUAGCUUCAUACAGCGACUUCUCAAACUCGUAGCGUCAGAUCCGUCAAGUGACGCGAUCAUUGGCGAAUACCUCCUCGCCUUUACAUCGCGUCAUUUCCCCUCAGAUAUCCCCAAAAUCGCAAAACAGCUUCUCAAAACCCGCUCGUCCAGUUUACGUCUCUACAACGCAUAUGGUCUCGCCGAAUCGCAUCGCGGGAAUGUUACGAAAGCAGACCAAGUCUUCAGCAUGGCGCUGUCCAUGCAUAAAGGGGAUCCGACGCAAGAUAGUCUGCAGCUCUUGUACAGCUGGGUCUGGAGCGCAAUGGACAAGAACGAACCCACAGAGGCAUACUGGCGCCUCGUAUCGCCCCAAGGAUCUCCGACCCAGCCCGCGAGAACCACACAACCCGACUCCACCACGAUACUCCGCGCGCACACGCUCUUCACCGAAACCACGCAACGCGCCCUAAUCCAACGCAACCACCCCACAGCAAUCCUAAGCACCUCUCUCCUCGCCCUCCUAACCUACAUCUCCACCCCCAACCCCCAAUCCGCCCUCGCCCACCACACAUCCCUCCUCCCCUCCCUCCCACCACCGCACCAAGAAUCCCUCGCCCAAUCCCUCGCCCGCCUCCUAACCCACCACGCGCUCCACGCCCCCAUCCUAAAAGCAACACUCCUCCGCACAGCCCUCGACCCCCUCAUCGCCCUCUUCCCAAACAACACCAUCCUCCUCCCCCUCUACGCCGCAAACGAAGCCCGCUUCGCAAUCGACGACAGAGUGCGCAGCGUCAUGCGCAGACCAAACGCACAGAACCUCAGCACAGCGGGCUGGGCGUUCGCGAUUCACUACGAGGCGUUGCGUGGUGAGCGCGGGGGCUCGACGAGCCAUGCGGUGAGGGCGCUGUAUGGACGCGCCACGGGGUCUGGGGGCGCGGCUUGUCCUGCGCUGUGGAUGGCGUAUGUGCGUUUUGAGACUGGGCAGCUUGAGCUUGAGAGGGGGAAGUGGGCGCGUGGGGAUGGGAAGGAGGGCGCAGGGCGAGUGCGCGAGGCGGAGCAACGCGUUAGAUCGACUGUGUAUGCGGGGCUGAGACGGGUACCCUGGUGCAAGGCAUUUAUCACGCACGCAUUCACACACUGCUCGCGUGUGUUUACGGACGAGGAGAAAGCGCGGUUGUAUGGCGUUAUGCAGGAGAAGGAGUUUAGGCUGUAUAUUGAUAUUGAUGUCGAGACGGUAUAA